This is a messenger RNA of Rhodamnia argentea, 970 nucleotides long. Its product is annotated as calcineurin subunit B. Lineage: Eukaryota; Viridiplantae; Streptophyta; Magnoliopsida; Myrtales; Myrtaceae. The record is from RefSeq and is a predicted model, not a curated record. The transcript is spliced from 7 exons. Gene Ontology annotation, molecular function: calcium ion binding. Bases 166 to 693 code for a protein of 175 amino acids.
UGGAUCCUAAUCGGACAGCGUCGCUGGGGAAAAGAAGAAAAUGUUUUCGAUGAUGACAAGGUGACUUCGUCUCCUUAUAAUUCGUCAUCUCCCCCACUUUCUUUCCCACACUGUCUCCCUCUUUGGCUUUGAUUGCCAGGCUUUUUGUUUUCGUUGGCGGAUUCGAUGGGGAAUGCGUCGUCCAUGCUGACUCAGUAUGAUAUUGAAGAAGUUCAAGACCACUGUAAUAAUCUUUUUUCCCAGCAAGAGAUUGUGUCGUUGUACGAGAGAUUUUGCCAACUUGAUCGGAAUGCAAAAGGGUUUAUCUCGGCGGAUGAAUUCUUAUCGGUUCCGGAGUUUGCAAUGAAUCCACUUUCUCAGAGGCUGCUUAAGAUGGUGGAUGGCUUGAACUUUAAGGAUUUUGUGGCAUUCUUGUCUGCUUUUAGUGCCAAAGCUAGCAAACAGCAGAAGAUUGAAUUGAUUUUCAAAGUGUAUGAUUCAGACUGUAAUGGAAAGGUGUCUUUCAAUGACGUUUUGGAAGUUUUGCGGGAUUUGUCGGGUCCAUUUAUGUCAGAUGAACAAAGAGAGCAAGUCUUGGUUCAAGUGUUGAAGGAAGCUGGUUACACAAGGGAAUCCUAUUUAUUGUUGGAUGACUUCGUUAAGGUUUUUGGAAACUCUGAUCUAAAAAUGGAGGUCGAAGUACCAGUUGACUGAGGGGCGGUCCACGUCGCCAUGAUCUGGCAAAUAUGCUGCACCAAAAUGCACACGUCAAGGUUCCCAUGGGAAUAGCGAACAUGAACCAGGAAGAGAUGGCUCUUCAUUUCUCUCUCUGAUUGUGGCCAGAGCGGGGGAAUAAGCAAAUAGGAAAGAUGUAUAUUAAAAUAAAAAUCUGCUCCCUUUGAAUGUAAUGUUGGACAAAACAACAAGUAUUAUGUCUCUAGAUUUUUGUCCUCUCUCAUGUAUGGACAUGAUUUGAUCCAAUCCAGAAACA